GGGAUAUCGCCCUGACAGAUAUUUUAAAUACUUUCCGCCAUUGCUUCGGAACCCGGAAGAUCUCCAUGUUUUGAGCACUGCGCGCUAGAGAAGGGCUUGUCUGAACUCCGCGUCCCAGUGCAUCCAAAGCUCCCAAUUCGAUACCUAACUCUACAGCCAGUACGGAGUAUUAGUAUUGACUACUAAUUCCCAGGGUAGAAAAGUUUGCGUUGGAGCAAAUAAUUGACUUUUCAACAGUACCAGGGAGACAGUUACACGCACGCUUCGCUCCUUACCUAUCCCGAGAGGCAUAAGUAUCGGUUAGGCGGCAUGUCUCACAAACUAAUUCUUUCUCCAAUUGUCCUGGUGCUGGUUCUCUUGGCUCCAACUAUAUGGAGCCAACAGCUUGAAGGCUAUAUACUACCAUUUGAAGAGCUGGGGUUGAGUGCUUCCUGCUUUGUUGCUCUCAACACCACAUUGAGCUCAUGCCCUGCUUGGCUCGGGAGUUAUUCCGGCAUGGCGCAGGCGAGUUUUGAAAUACUUCCAAAGGAGCAACUCGAACUUCUCUGCGGAACUUCGUGUCGCAAGGAUCUGGACAAUCUUCGAAAUUCGAUUAUGGACGCGUGCAAAGGCCCAAGUGAUGUGAUUGUUCCUGGUGGAAGCAUAGCAUACCCAGCAACCUAUCUCGUGGACCGGUUUCUCUAUGCCGCCAGCCUAUCCUGUCUGGAGGACCGAUCAACGGGCCAGUACUGUGACCUCAUUGCCGCCAGUUGGAACGGGACCUCCGCGCCGGCUCGGGAUUGUUCGUUUUGUGAACUUGGCCUGCAAAAGCUUCAACUCUCAUCACCCUUUGGUUAUUCCGAAGAGGGAGCAGCAGACUUCUCAUCCCUAACAUCAAGUUGUAACGCUGAUGGUUACGACUAUUCUACCCCUGCAUCGUAUGCUCUCAACUCAACAACAGCUCCACCAGCACCAACCUGUGCUAAGCAAUACGUAAUCAAGGAGGGCGACACUUGUGUGACGAUUUCUCGAGAUAAUAAUGUCUCGACAUAUAGGCUGAUUAUAGAGAAUUCCAUCGAUAUCAACUGUAGUCUCUUGCCCGCAGCAGGAAAGUCCCUUUGCUUACCAAGGGAAUGCGAAACCCGCCAAUUACAACUGGCUGACACAUGCCAGACAUUGGUGCGCGACUUGAACAUAACAAUGGCACAACUCCUAGCCUGGAAUCCUCAUAUCAACAGCGGUUGCUCUAAUCUGGCUGCAUAUACCGGCUGGUAUUUCUGUGCAAGUUCCCCAACGCCAACCGUUCCAGUGAGAGAAGGGGGGAAUAUGAUUACAGCAGUGCCAGUGCCCCCCAACGCCCAAGGACAAUCAAACACCAACUGCAACCGUUGGUAUAUGAUCGAAGAUGGCGAUUAUUGCUCCAUGAUUUCGCUGAGGUUUGGCAUAUCCCUCAAGGACUUUUAUUUCCUUAACCCCCAGGUUGACGACAACUGCACCAACCUAUGGAGAAAUACGUCGUACUGUGUGCAACCUGUCGGAAACAUUGCAACAUAUAGUGGAUAUCCCGUUGAAGCACCUUCAGCCACAUUCACCCACCCUCCUGCAGAGUCGUUUGUUCCAAGCCCAAUCGAAUUCCCUCCGCUGAAGCCUGCAGCGCCAGGAACGCUCAAGGAUUGCCUCAUAUACGAAGACGCCUUCAGCGAACACGCAGGGUUCGGCGAUGACUUGAAGACGAUGAACCGCUGUCAAAACUGGGCAUGGGUGGCUGACGUGACAGUCGAUGACUUGCUAGAGUGGAACCCAAGUCUUUCACGGGAGGAUUGCUUUUUCCAGGUUGAAUAUAGCUACUGUAUUCGACUCUGGGAGCAACGACCCAUCUAUACCGGCCCACAAGACCAUUGUAUGGCGCCAAAUACAAAUUUAAUACCGCCGACAUCUGUCCAGCCAUCGGACUGUGAUUGCUAUGUCCAGUUUCGAGCAGCUGAUAAGGCAAUCUUCAAAUGCUCGAUGUUCUCCGAUUUGUUCGGUGUCGAUGUAGCAAGAGUUGCGUCUCUUAACCCCUGGAUCGGCUCAGACUGCGACACGGGCCUGUGGAGUGAGCUGUCACCGGAUGGCUUCGUUCAACUUUGCGUAGGCAAACACAGUUCCCCUUCGCCACCGGCUUGAGCACUGAGGACAGAAAUUGAGCCGGACUAUUUAUAAUUGCGCUCUACGAGGAAGGGCAGGCUGGACUUUGAGGGGGAGUCUAUCAAUUUGAACUAAAAUGAGGACGUUGAGUAGACUAAGAUGAUGUAUGGGUUAUCCUGAGCAAACAUACUGUGUGGACCUUGUAGUACUCCGUAUGCAAAACUAAUCACUUCAACCUUUUAAGUUCGAAUGGACUUUUACAGAGUAUGACGUGGAUUAAAAGUACUUGAACUUUCUAACUAUCUUACAAUCGAUUCCACUGUUAUAUAAAUU
Messenger RNA from Blastomyces dermatitidis ER-3, 2439 nucleotides. Its product is annotated as LysM domain-containing protein. The transcript is spliced from 8 exons. Bases 310 to 2145 code for a protein of 611 amino acids. NCBI's taxonomy places the organism in Eukaryota, Fungi, Ascomycota, Eurotiomycetes, Onygenales, Ajellomycetaceae. The record is from RefSeq and is a predicted model, not a curated record.